Molecule: messenger RNA, 962 nt
Organism: Carassius auratus (goldfish)
Lineage: Eukaryota; Metazoa; Chordata; Actinopteri; Cypriniformes; Cyprinidae
Exons: 4
Coding region: 157-822 (221 amino acids)
Biological process (GO): anatomical structure development; regulation of transcription by RNA polymerase II; regulation of cell population proliferation
Cellular component (GO): nucleus
Molecular function (GO): DNA-binding transcription factor activity, RNA polymerase II-specific; RNA polymerase II transcription regulatory region sequence-specific DNA binding
Source: RefSeq, a predicted model, not a curated record
CAGGAGUAUUCAAUAGAUUCAUAUUGACUGCUGUGUGUUAAGUCCUACCUCAGAUCCUUCAGUGUGUCUUGGAGGGGUGAUGUUUCGAAGUCACAACACCUUGCUACUGGGGUUCCUCAAGGCUCAGUACUUGGACCACUUCUCUUCUCCAUCUACAUGACGUCAUUAGAAUCUGUCAUUCAGAAGCAUGCCUUUUCUUAUCACUGCUACGCUGAUGACACCCAACUCUACUUCUCAUUCCCACCAGAUGACCCGACGGUAGCUGCUCGCAUUUCAGCCUGUCUGAGUGACAUCCUAGUGGAAAGUGCUUUAAAAGUGUCAGACUUUCACCAAGCAAAAAGAUACCUGGUCACAUCAGAUGAGCUACAGAGAAGAUGCUCUCUGCCAGAGAGCUACUCUGCAAACACUAUAGUGGCUUAUCUCCGGAAGGCCAAGGGACAAAAAAAGAAAAUUAUAGAGGAGUUGGAGGUGAAGCCCUCAAAGCGUACAAAGUUAACUUCACAGUGCUCCAAACUUUGUGAAGAUGAAUGCAGAGAUCUGGCUGGUGACAUCAUGUACCUGGCAACAAAAUUCAUCCCCCAGAAAAAAGUGGCUGAAGCCCUGUUGGAAGAGGGAAAUGUCAAUGAAGCCAUGUUCAAAACAGAAGACUGCAGGAAGACCAUGAAAGCUUUACAAGAAGCUUUGGAGAAUAAUUGGGAAACAUUUGGCCUGGCAACACAUGGUCUUGGUCCUGCUGUGAUUAAGGGCACUUUUACAAUAAUUGAUGCCUGUCUUAAGGAAAAGAUAAGAGCACUGAAAUCAAAAGUCUCCAAAGAUGAGUAAGAUUUCACCCCACUUUAUUUAGUACUUCCAUUGUUUCAAAUGAUUGUUUCUUGUUGAUUGUCACUGUUCAGCAGUACAAAAAAUAAAAUAAAACAAAACAUUACAAGAUGUCUUUUUCAUCUGCACUACACAUGCUAGCC